GCUGUGAUGAUGAGGCGGAGAUGUGCGACGCCAGCUACGAGGCCGAGACUCAGCGCUGCCUCUCCUACAUGGACCACACCCGCAUCAACUACGAUCUCAUCGAGCUGCUCUUGGAGUACAUCGAGGGCUCCCAGCAGUUCGCGCACGUGGCCCGGGACGAAGGGGCCAUCUUGGUCUUUCUGCCGGGCAUGAUGGAGAUCACCAAGACCCACGAGCGGCUCAGGGCCAAUCCCCUCUUCAGCGACCCCAGCUCCUGUUUGGUGCUGACGCUGCACAGCAUGCUGAGCGGCGAGGACCACGCCAAGGUCUUUGACAAGCCCCGGAAAGGCGUGCGGAAGAUCGUGCUGAGCACGAACAUUGCGGAGACGGGGGUGACGAUCCCGGACGUGGUCUUCGUCGUGGAUGCCGGGAAGGUGAAAUGCCAAAGAUAUCACGAGCCCUCCAACACCAGCUCCUUGAAGGAGCAGUUCAUCUCCAAAGCGGAGGUCCAGCAGCGGAAAGGUCGAGCCGGGCGUGUCCGGGACGGCUUUGGCUUCACCUUGGUAACGCAGCGACGGUUCCAGCUGCGGCUUCAGGAGAUGCCCACGCCGGAGAUUUUGCGCUGCUCGCUGAUGGAGCUUAUGCUCUCUGUGCUGAGCUCUGGCCUGCAGCCCAGCUGCUUUUCGGAGGCCCUGGACCCGCCCCCCAAGAGCCGCAUCGACCAGGCGGUCACCACUCUACGAGCCACUGGCGCGGUGGAGGAAGGGGUUCGACCCGCCGACGCGGUGCGCUGGACCCGCGAGGAAGAGGAGACCUGGUAUGUGGUGACACCGGUGGGCCUUUGCUUGGCGCGCUUGCCCUGCGAUGUGCGUCUGGGCAAGAUGGUGCUCUACGCCGCCCUCUUCGGCGGCGUGGAGGCC
Effrenium voratum is the source of this 899-nucleotide messenger RNA. NCBI's taxonomy places the organism in Eukaryota, Dinophyceae, Suessiales, Symbiodiniaceae. The record is from the annotation of a GenBank genome assembly.